CUUGUGCCAGGUCCCGGACGGACGCGCUGCCCGCCGCUCGCUCGUGCAAAGCGGGCGCCAGCUCCCACGGCCGCGGGCGCGCUCGCUCCCCCGCGCGCUCCGCCCCGCGCGUCUCGGCUCCCGCAGAGGCGCCCUCUCGGCCGGUGACAGCACGGACGCCGCCCGCGCCGCCCGCGGCCCUGCCAUGGCUGACCUGAGCUUCAUCGAGGACACCGUCGCCUUCCCCGAGAAGGAGGACGACGAGGAGGAGGAAGAGGAGGGCGUGGAGUGGGGCUACGAGGAAGGUGUUGAAUGGGGGUUGGUCUUCCCCGAUGCUAACGGGGAGUACCAGUCUCCCAUUAACCUAAACUCCAGAGAAGCCAGAUACGACCCCUCACUGCUGGAUGUCCGCCUCUCUCCAAAUUAUGUGGUCUGUCGGGACUGCGAGGUCACCAAUGACGGACACACUAUUCAGGUUAUCCUGAAAUCGAAAUCAGUUCUUUCAGGAGGACCAUUGCCUCAAGGCCAUGAAUUUGAACUGUAUGAAGUAAGAUUUCACUGGGGGAGAGAAAACCAGCGUGGUUCUGAGCACACAGUUAAUUUCAAAGCUUUUCCUAUGGAGCUGCACCUGAUCCACUGGAACUCCACCCUGUUCGGCAGCGUGGAUGAGGCUGUGGGGAAGCCUCACGGCAUCGCCAUCAUCGCCCUGUUCGUGCAGAUAGGGAAGGAGCAUGUUGGCCUCAAGGCUGUGACUGAGAUCCUCCAGGAUAUCCAGUAUAAGGGGAAGUCCAAAACAAUACCCUGUUUUAAUCCUAACACUUUACUACCAGACCCUCUGCUUCGAGAUUACUGGGUCUACGAUGGCUCGCUCACUAUCCCGCCCUGCAGUGAAGGGGUCACCUGGAUACUGUUCCGCUACCCUCUGACCAUAUCCCAGCUACAGAUAGAAGAAUUUCGAAGGCUGAGGACACAUGUUAAAGGGGCAGAACUCGUGGAAGGCUGUGAUGGGAUAUUGGGAGACAAUUUCCGGCCCACUCAACCGCUGAGUGACAGGGUCAUUAGAGCGGCAUUCCAGUAGGCACAGAGAGCAGUAGCACGACCAUCUGCUUGGGGAGGAAGACAGUGCUUUGGUGGUGCCUCGGUGGAGCAGGGGAAGAUCUUGAGCUGCAGCUGUGAGCAUCCACACGGCCGAGUUGUUGAAUUUCAUCCGCUCCAGCUUUGAUGGACUCUGUGACAGCUGCGUACACAUGGUGUAGUGAAUACUAGCAGUGGCUGUACACUCAGGGGCAGCUCCGUAUUACAUACCCGCCCCACUGUCGCUAGCACUCGUAAUUUGCACAUACUCCUUAUUGAUUUUGUGUAGAAGAAACAAAACUAGUUUUCAGAGUGGUAAUUAAUAGGAACAUAUAUUACAUAUUAAUAUUGAUGGGAAAAAUACAUUCCCAGUGUUAGUAGUGACCAUUUCCUGCCUCCAACAGAAAAGUUAUUCAUUUGGAGUCUAGUGUAAUUUUUGAUAAUAAAAUAAGAGUUUCAAUCAAGAGCAGCCUAGAGCUUAAAAUACAAAGUGAAAGAUUAGUAAAAAUCAUGUCUCAUUAUUUUUCUGUACCUAUACCAAAAUUAAUGUCAGCCUGGUUUUCCGUGGAACACGUGUUGGGAACUAAUACAAAAGCAUAGCACUCACUUUCUAUACUUCUUAAAAGAUUUAAUUGCAUAUAUAAAUCUAAUACAUUUAAUUGACUUCUGAAGCUGUGAGUUUUAAAAAUAUGAGAAAGGUGAAGGAAAUAAAUAAGAUAAAAAGAAGGUAGUUACAACAUAACAGGAAUAACUUUAUUUUCCACAAAUAGAAAUACAAGUUUAAUAGCAUCCUAUGUGAAUUUAGUGCUACUCACUUUGUAAGAGUUUAAAAUAUUCUAUCUUAUAGAUCACACUUCUUUGGUAUGCUAAGAAUUUCUUUCAAUGAUGUCCAACAACAUCGUUAUCUGAAUUCAUUUUAAGUGCUCCUAGGAAAUAUAAAAUAUUUAGUUGCAGAAUGAAAUAAUUUAUGUAAAGUAGUAGAGUGCCUGGCACAACGCAAGUAAUUAAUAAAUAUUAUUUGUUGUUAUAA
Cavia porcellus (domestic guinea pig) is the source of this 2083-nucleotide messenger RNA. It is a transcript of the gene Ca8, whose product is annotated as carbonic anhydrase 8. Gene Ontology annotation, molecular function: zinc ion binding; carbonate dehydratase activity. Lineage: Eukaryota; Metazoa; Chordata; Mammalia; Rodentia; Caviidae. The record is from RefSeq and is a predicted model, not a curated record. The transcript has 9 exons. The coding region runs from base 185 to 1057 and encodes 290 amino acids.